GUUGUGACGACUUGUUAAUCGUUGUCGGCGUAAUCAUGGCGGCGACCUCGUCACGGGUGGACGAACUGGUGCAAUCUGUCAGCCUGUACAAUCCACGGAAAUGGAUGUUCAACGGUUACAUCCUCCCUUUCGUGAUGCUGCAGUCCCUAUGGAUCUACUGUUGGAUCUUUGUUUACGGCGUCGAUGAGUACUAUGACGCAGGCCUGGUAGGCAUCGCGGCGAUCGGUGUACUGCAGAUUUUUCUGUGCUUGUGCUGUCAAUGGUCGGUGCACAUCCACACGUUCAUAAAUUGCAGCUCGGAAAAAGAUCCAUGCAAAGCCCGAAUAGUCAAAGUGGUUCCUACUCCAAACAACGGGAGCUCGGAGCUGAUUUCAUUGCAUCACUCGAAUCAGCAAGAACCUUGGUUCAUUUUUCAAAAGACAAAAUACUACUGGGAUCCAGACAGGAAGUCAUUCAGAGGAUUGCAGUUCCCGGUUAAUCAUUCCGUGAAACAUUAUUGUGAAUGGAAAGGCUAUCUUGAUCAAAAGGAAGUUGAGGCAGCGGAAGAAAAAUAUGGGAAAAACAAGUUGGACAUGGUUGUACCCGAAUUCUGGGAACUCUUUAAAGAGCGUGCUAUUGCUCCGUUCUUUGUUUUUCAAGUAUUCUGCGUAGCACUCUGGUGCUUAGAUAAAUAUUGGUAUUAUAGUAUCUUCACACUGAUCAUGCUUAUCAUGUUCGAAUGUACACUAGUGCAACAACAGCUAAGGAAUAUGGCCGAGAUUCGUAAAAUGGGCAAUAAACCGUAUAUGAUACUGGUAUACAGAAAUAGGCGAUGGCGCCCAUUGCUUACAGACCAACUAGUUCCUGGGGAUAUUGUCUCCAUUACAAGGCCUCAACAUGAUAAUAUAGUGCCAUGCGAUAUGUUGCUUUUGCGAGGCCCAUGCGUGGUUGACGAAAGCAUGUUAACAGGUGAAUCUGUGCCUCAAAUGAAGGAACCUAUAGAAGAUAUAGAUGGAAGUAGAACUAUAGACAUCGAAGCAGAUAAACUUCACAUACUUUUCGGUGGUACAAAAGUUGUACAGCAUACACCUCCUAGCAAAAAUAUCCCCGGUCUUCGAGCGACCGAUAAUGGAUGCAUUGCCUACGUACUGCGUACUGGCUUUUCCACGUCACAGGGGAAACUUUUAAGAACGAUAUUGUUUGGCGUUAAACGCGUUACAGCCAAUAACUUGGAAACUUUCGGUUUUAUUUUAUUUUUGCUUAUUUUUGCAAUUGCCGCCGCUGCAUACGUUUGGAUCAAAGGUAGCGAGGAUCCUACGAGGAACAAGUACAAACUAUUUUUGGAGUGCACACUGAUUUUGACGUCCGUUAUACCACCAGAGUUACCUAUAGAAUUGUCUCUGGCUGUAAAUACAUCACUGGUAGCGCUAUCCAAAUUAGGUGUAUUCUGCACGGAACCGUUCAGAAUUCCAUUCGCCGGCAAAGUCGACAUUUGUUGUUUCGACAAGACCGGAACGCUUACCAGCGAUAAUUUGGUUAUCGAGGGUAUCGCGGGUAUCAACGGCAAGUCGGAUGUGAUUCAAAUAUCGGAUGCACCUUUAGAGAGUAUUCAAGUACUCGCCACGUGCCAUUCUCUCGUUCAAUUAGAUGACGGUAUCGUUGGAGAUCCGUUAGAAAAGGCUACUCUCAAAGCCAUCAACUGGAAUCUCACGAAAAGUGAUUCUGUAAUUCCUAAAAAGGGAAAAUCUCCAGCAUUGAAGAUUGUACAAAGAUAUCAUUUUUCAUCGGCUCUGAAAAGAAUGUGCGUGGUAGCUGGACAUCUUUCUGGAGCUUCAGAGGUGCAUUACAUGGCUGCCGUAAAAGGGGCGCCAGAAACCCUGAAGAACAUGUUCUCUUCUGUACCGGACAAUUAUGAUUCAACUUACUUGUCUCUUUCACGGCGCGGUGCAAGAGUGCUCGCUUUGGGAUAUCGAAAACUUACUGGCAGCUUAUCCUCUCAAGACUUAAGAGAACUAACUCGUGAAAAGUUAGAGAACAAUCUUACGUUUGCGGGAUUUGUCAUCAUCAGCUGUCCUCUCAAACCUGAUUCGAAAGCCGUUAUUAAAGAGAUUGUCAAUUCAUCGCAUUCGGUUGUAAUGAUAACGGGUGACAAUCCCUUGACGGCUUGUCAUGUAAGUCGCGAGCUACAUUUUACGAAGAAGCCCAGUACGCUUAUACUGACUGAAAAUGAUAAUACAUGGGUGUGGGAAAGUAUAGACAAGAUGACGCAAUUUCCUCUAAGUAUAAAAAAUGUUGAAUGGCGCAAAGAGAUCUGGAAGGAUAAUACACUUUGCGUGACGGGUGAAGGUUUAUCAUAUCUGAAGGAAAAGCAACGGGAGCUUCUUUGGAAGCUCUUGCCGCAUGUCGUAAUUUUUGCGCGAUGCGCACCGAAGCAAAAGGAAUUCAUUAUCAUAUCGCUACAAUCUUUAGGCUAUACGACGUUGAUGUGUGGUGACGGGACGAACGAUGUCGGAGCGUUGAAACACACGCAAGUGGGUGUCGCAAUUCUAUCCAGUCCACCUGAAAAACUGCUUAGUGACAAGCGAGAAGAUCAAAGAACUAAUACUUUGAUAUCGCCCAUAAACAACGGACCAAGAAACAAUCCGAGAGUCGCACCAAUGAGCACCAAUGCAAAGCUGCAGAAGAUCCUGAAGGAGAUUGAUAACGAGGAGUCCGUGAUUGUGAAACUCGGCGACGCUUCUAUCGCGGCUCCUUUCACUAGCAAAAUGUCAUCCAUUCAAUGCAUAUGUCACGUGAUCAAGCAAGGCCGCUGCACUCUGGUCACCACCCUGCAGAUGUUCAAAAUACUGGCGUUGAAUGCACUGAUACUCGCUUACAGUCAGUCAGUGUUGUAUCUGGAUGGAAUCAAGUUCAGUGAUGCGCAGGCGACUUUGCAGGGUGUCCUACUGGCGGCAUGUUUUCUCUUCAUCUCACGAUCGAAACCGCUGAAAAGUCUGUCGCAGCAAAGACCGCUACCAAACAUCUUCAAUUUAUACACUAUCGCAACUGUGUUAUUGCAGUUUGCUGUACAUUUCAUCUGUCUCGUCUACUUGGUGAAAGAAGCUACCAUUUUAUCUCCGAAAGACGAUAAGUUGGCAGCCAUCUUGAACACUUCCAAUGAAGCGAAUUCAUUAGGAGGAAAUGACAGCAGCGAGGAAGAACCCUUUGAGGCGAAUUUAAUUAACAGUACUGUGUACAUAAUCGCAAUGUCUCUUCAGGUUUCUACUUUUGCUAUAAAUUAUCGAGGUCAGCCAUUUAUGGAAAGUUUGACACAAAAUAAAGCUCUUUUGUUCAGUCUCGUGAGCAACUCUACUAUCAUUUUAUUACUAGCUUGUGGAUUUUUGCCGGAUUUGGCGGUGCAGUUCGAGAUUGUAGACUUUCCAAGCCAAUUCCGUACGAUACUGGUUCAAACACUAGUCGCGGAUUUUGUCUUCGCGUACAUAGUCGACAGAGCUUGCUUAUGGCUCUUUGGCGAAGGAAGACAGCACAAACUGUGAUGAAACUACUUUUUUAUGAAUUACAGACUGUAUCAAAGAUUUUUUUUUUUUCCAUGUAAUUUUUGUUACUGAUCUUGUUCCACGUUAAGAGCUGACAAUUUUAUAUUUAAGGAUCGAUGAUGUACCUGUGAAUACCACAUGAAUUAUUUGUUUCCAAGUGCAUUUUGUAUUUAAUAUCAGUACGUUUUUCUUUUUUUUUUGAUUCAUUCGUAUGUUGUAUACAAAAAUGUAAUGUGAAAAUAUAAAUAUGUGCAUCCAAUCAUUAUUCGCUUAAUUAUUCACUCUAUGCUGUCAACUUCUUCUUCGUGGAACAAGAAACACCGCUCUGGCGAUCAUUAUUUAUUGUCGAUAAAGAUACUAAUAUUAAUAUUGUUCCACAAUUACUUUGGUCGAUAAUUAUUUUGAUAAUUUGGUCAGUAUUGCUUUUAUAUAUUUAUUGAUGCGGAAUAAUUUCAUGGAUAAUUUAAUAUUUCGUCAAUAUUUUAACAACAAAUAUUGAUCGCUUGAAAAAAGAUGCGCGUGCACGUGUACAUACAUAACUUGUAGAUAAACGAUUCUACUUGUUUUCACAGUGCAAUAUUCGCACUUGGUGCAAGUUUUGAACACACAGACGUAUACACAUAUAAAUUUAUAUACACAGAUUUAUAUAAAUUUAUAUAGAUAUAUUUUCUACACGCACACAGAAAGCUGAUGGUUGUAAUUUGAACUCAUUCGUGAUAAAUGGACGAAACGUGAAAUUACACGUAUAACUUUGUAAUUUUAACGAUAUUGGAUACGUAGCAGUUUUCUACAUCGACAAUUACAUUCCACUCCGAUGAUGAUGAUGAUGCAUAAUGCGUGACAUGUUUACAUUUCACGAAUUUGCAAUUUAUGCGUUUUUUUUAGUUCUCAGAUUUUAUUAGAAGUGUGUAAUUAAUGCUCAUGUCUCGCUAGAUCUGCGAAAAAAAUAAAUAAAUAACGCGAAAGAACUUUUAUUUCGUGACUCGAACUAAGCAUGGUUGUAUAUUAUUGUAUAUUUAUAAUGAUACUAAUAAAAAAAUGUU
Messenger RNA from Solenopsis invicta (red fire ant), 4558 nucleotides. RefSeq names its product manganese-transporting ATPase 13A1. The transcript is spliced from 18 exons. Gene Ontology annotation, cellular component: endoplasmic reticulum membrane. NCBI's taxonomy places the organism in Eukaryota, Metazoa, Arthropoda, Insecta, Hymenoptera, Formicidae. The record is from RefSeq and is a predicted model, not a curated record. Bases 36 to 3515 code for a protein of 1159 amino acids. Gene Ontology annotation, biological process: intracellular calcium ion homeostasis. Gene Ontology annotation, molecular function: P-type ion transporter activity; ATP binding; ATP hydrolysis activity.